AUGGGAAAAAAACAGGAAGUUAGUUACUUAGAACCUACAUUAGCUUUAAAUAUUAUCUCGUGGGGCAAUGUAUAAAACAAAAUUCAAUUACACAUACAAUUUUGUGUUUGACGUGUGAAAUUUUCAAUAUAUGUGUCUGUAAUCAUAUAUUUGUAUAUGUAUAUAACAAUAUAUGUAUAUAACAGAUUUCUUUGUUGCGUCCAUCAUGUGUUUAGAAAUUACUUUGUACAUAAUAUAAAUAAACAAUAAAAAUGAAUAAAUAAAUAAAUAUAUCAAACUUUCAAAAGUAAACGCUGUGUGUAUGUAUGUGUGUGACUCCAUUAAACAUAUGCAUAUUUAAUAGUAAUGCAUAUGAAUUAUAUAAUAGUAAUGCAUUUAAUUAUUUUCUCAUUAAAGUUUCUAUUAUUUUUUAAUAAAUUAAUUUUAUAUAUUUAUCAUUAAAUUUGUGAAUAAGUGAUAAAAAUGAAACGAUUUUUUUCAGAAAACGAUAAAUUUUAAUAUUAUGAAAUUUACAUCAUUUAUAAAUUCGUAAAAUAUAUAAAAAAUUAUUUAAAGAAUUACUGAAAUUUCUAAAUUAAACACUGCAAAUAUUUAAAGGGUUACUGGCAUUUCUAAAUUAAAUAAGUUGCUUUUUAUUUUGAUCUUUUAUUAAAUUGUAAAAAUGACAAAUUAUUUAGAAAGUACUAAUAAUUUUGUCGUUUAUAUAAAUUUGUUUCCAAAAACUUUAAGUUUCCAAGAGCUUUAAGUAAAAUUUUAAGUAGAAUUUUCAGUAAUGUAACUGAUACUUAUAUUUAAUAGUUAAAUAAAAUGAAUAUAAAAUUAAAUCAGAUUGAAGGGAAUCGGACCGAUAACUAUCGUGGUUCAAAUAAUCUUUAUUUUAAAAAUAUAAAGUGAUAUUGCAAACAUACAUUUAUAUGAUUAUUAUUAAUGUAAAUAAUUAUUUAACAAUCUUUAUUUAUUAAAUAAUUGAACAAAUCUAAUGUACGCUAUAUUUUUUAUAAUUUAAAGUGCAUAAACAUAACCUAUAACAAUAAAUGAUACGCUUGACUAAUAAUAUAAAUGUUACUUGUUAUAAUAAAAAAGACAAUGUAUAAAUGUUAUUGACAAUAUGGUGAAAUAAUUUAUAAUUAUAAUUUUAAGAAUAUUGAUUAUAUUGUAUAAUAAAAUAUCCAAAACAAAUUAUGAUGCUUUGUGCUAUAGACUUUGUUUAAGAAUGAUUGGUUUGUGUUAAAUAGAUUCCAGAAUGAAAUAUUCCACCUCACCACCAGUAAGUAGAUGUAAUUCACCAGGUCCAAUUGAAACAGGAUCAAAUUUACCUAUGCCAGUAACUUACAGACAAGAUUGUAUGGGAGCAGCAACAAAAUGUUACAAAUAUCUAAGGAAAUUAUUAAAAUUUGAACAAAUGGACUUUGAAUUUGCUUUGUGGCAAAUGAUCUUUCUGUUUAUAUCACCACAGAAAGUAUAUAGAAAUUUUCAAAGUAGAAAACAAACAAAAUCACAAUUUGCAAGAGAUGAUCCUGCAUUUUUGGUACUAUUGAUGUGUUGUCUGUGUAUAUCUUCCAUUGGUUUUACAAUUGUUUUGGGAUUAGGAUUUCUUCAAUUUGUAAAGCUACUAUUUUAUAUGAUAUUUAUUGAUUAUCUCGUAGCUGGUCUAAUAGUAGCAACAGAUUGAUAAAACUCAGGAUGUAGAAUGGGGCUAUGCAUUUGAUAUACAUUUAAAUGCAUUUUUUCCACCUUUAAUUAUACUUCACAUUGUACAGUUAUUUUUCUAUAAUGGUUUUAUAAAUUAUGAUACAUUUUCAUCACGAUUUGUUGGAAAUACAAUCUGGUUAAUAGCUGUUAGUUACUAUAUUUAUAUAACAUUUUUGGGUUAUACAAGCAUGGAAAUACUUCACAAGACACAUAUAAUAUUAUCAACAUUACCAAUAAUAUUACUAAUAUAUAUUAUGACAUUAUGCGCAGGUAUUAAUAUUAGUCAUUUAGUUAUGGAAAUCUAUCAUUAUCGGGUUGUUUAAAUAAAAUUUAUCGUUUUACUACUUUAUUUCAAAUUCAAUCUUUAAUACAUACUCUUAUAUAUAAAAAUUGAAUGAAUAUAACAAUGGAAAUAUUUAUAAUUAGGAAAAAUUAUUGAUAUGUUGAAUAAAAAGAUCGGGGUAUUUAUUUUUUCUUUAAAACAAAAUAAAAAAGAUAUAUUAAUAUAUUUCGUUAUAAAAUUCUUUUUAAUAAUUAUACAUUUAAAUUAAAUAUAACAUAUCAUUUAUAAUAGUCACAAAAUUAA
Molecule: messenger RNA, 2278 nt
Organism: Heterotrigona itama
Lineage: Eukaryota; Metazoa; Arthropoda; Insecta; Hymenoptera; Apidae
Source: the annotation of a GenBank genome assembly